UGUUUACGAAUUUUAUUUCUCAGGGUCAGAAGCAGAGCCAGUCGGAUCUGGUCGGAUCUCCGCGAGAUAUUACUCUAUGUUGAGCACGCUACAGUUUCGAAUGCUGAGCGCAGGCCAUGAUAUGCAAUAUAUAUAACUUUCGUACAGUGAUCGUUGUGACGGCGGAACAGCGGGGGCAGCGGCCAAGGCGGCGUUGACCGCGGAUCGCGCGAGAGUUGUCACGAACGCGUCAGUCAGACCGCGCUGUUGAAUGUUUGUCUGAUUCGUCUGAUCGCUCAUCUGAUCGCUCUGAUAAGGCGAGGCAAUCGGAGAGUCGCAGAGUUGGCGAAGCUCGGGUGAUUCGAUCAGCUCCUCCGCUGGAACGGGCUUAGGUGCUUCUUUCCGGUGUGAACCGAGUCUCGCGAGCGAGUCGUGUGGCCGUCUGACCGUUCUGAAAUUGAGACAGUCGGCGUCGGCAAAAAAAUGUCCAGUGCUAUCAUCAAGUACAAUGGACACUUGACUCCAAGCGAUCCUCUCCACCAGCCUGUGCUAAUAAUUGGGCAGCCCAGAAACUUGUCAAAGAUCAGCUUUGACGAUGUCAAGUCCAAAUUGGAUCCGCGCGUUGGGGAAGAGGUGUUCAAGGCAGCGGUGGCCUCAUUGCAUCCUUCUCCAACAGAUAGCUGCUCCAUGUACCUGAACCUUGCCACAUUGGCUGCCCUGCCAACCAAAUGUUCUCGGCAUAACACCCCAUCACACGCCCAUUCUCUCACCAAGCUUGUCAAGAGUCUUAGUGCUGGUGUUGACGAGUAUGUAGUGAUUGUGUGCGAGCGGCAAGACGUGUUUGCAAGCGGCUGCGCCGUUGCCCGGGCCUUCCCGGUGUUCAGCCGCAAGUCCGGCUUGCAGCAGCAGCAAGGGCCGAGCCAGCAGCCACACACUGUGACAGUGGAGUUCCUGUUGGUCGAUUCAGGCGGGGGCCGCCCUCUCGGGGACUCCGACCUGCGCUGCCUCAGCGCAACUGCCGAGGGCAUCCAGCUCACGGCCAAGAUCGUGGACACUCCCUGUCAGGACAUGAACACUGAGGCCUUCAUCAAGGAAAUUGAACAUGUGGGCAAUGCUCUGGGUCUCAAGCCCACGAUCAUCAAGGGAGAAGAACUCAACAGCAGAGGCUUUGGAGGAAUGUACUCUGUGGGGCGUGCUGCGACGCAUCCUCCGGCAUUGGUUGUCUUGAGCCACACUCCCGAGGGUUCUCAGGACACCAUUGCCUGGGUGGGCAAGGGCAUUGUCUACGACACUGGGGGACUCUGCAUCAAGACCAAGACUGCCAUGUGUGGGAUGAAGAGAGACUGCGGUGGAGCUGCCGGAAUUCUGGGGGCCUUCUACGCAGCUGUCAAGCUUGGAUUCAGCGAUAACCUCCACGCCAUCUUUUGCUUGGCUGAGAAUGCAGUGGGUCCGAAUGCCAUCCGACCAGAUGACAUCAUCACCAUGUACUCAGGAAAAACUGUUGAGAUCAACAACACUGAUGCAGAAGGGCGUCUGGUAGUUGGUGAUGGGGUGGCUUACGCACACAAGGACCUCAAGGCGAACAUCAUUGUGGACAUGGCCACGCUGACGGGGGCCCAAGGUAUAGCCACGGGCAAGUACCACGCUGCGGUGGUCACCAACUCCUCUGAGUGGGAGGAGCUGUGCGUGCGCUCGGGCAUCGUAUCCGGAGACCUGAUCCACGCCAUGCCGUUUGCACCAGAGCUUCAUUUCAGCGAGUUCGCCAGUGCCUUGGCUGACAUGAAGAACUCAGUGGCUGACCGCAACAAUGCCCAGCCAUCAUGUGCUGGUCUGUUCAUCUGUUCUCAUCUUGGCUUUGAGUUUCCCGGCAUCUGGAUGCACAUCGACAUGGCUUAUCCUGUGCACUGCGGUGAAAGGGCCACUGGCUAUGGAGUCGCUCUUCUUCUGACUCUGUUUGGACAUUGUUCAAAGAAUCCACUUCUGAAGGAGCUUUCUUCCUGCUGCAGCAUCAAUGGCACCGACGUGGAAAGUGCAACCAAGAAGAUUAGACUAGUGUAGUCUCGGGGCAGGUGCAUUAGAUUUUGUAUUUUGGGUUUCUGUACGCUUUGAAGUUUUCUAUGAAGUAAAAUUAUGACGUGUCAAAUCAAGAAAUAUAAGCUGCAUCCUUGCCAAUUUUUUUUUUUUUUUUCGUCAUAAAGGUGGUUUGACAUUGUAGAUUAAUAGUGUGUUUUUGUUUUGUGUUUUGCGAUAAGUCAUCCAUACUCCAUUUUAUGAUUUUGAUGCAAUGCAUUCAAUGCAUAUGUGUUAAGACUAAUAUCUUUUUUAAGUAUAAAUAUGUUCGUCGGAGCCCUUAGAGUUACAGCUCAGGGCAUUAGACUUCAGCUCCGUUCGACGUCUUUGGUUGCAUUACUUUCCCUUGUUUGAAUCAAGGAUGGGGUCUCUAGUGGUCCUAAACACUGUUUUUUAUGUUUGUGCGUGCCUUUCUUUUUGUGCUACUUGUUUACUUAUUUUAGGCCCUGGAGAAACAAGUUUUUUUAGCAUGUGAGAAUUGUGAAGAAAACAUGUUUAAAAACAAAAUAUAAAUUACAAAUGGGCAUUUAUAAAUGCUUUGAAAACUGACUUUCAUUCAAAUUUAUCAUGCCUGUUGUCUAAUUGGUUCUGGUGGUCUCUGACAACUUUCUAACAUAGUUAAAACUAAUCGGGGAUCUUCAAGUGUCAAUUUUUAUCAUUAAAAGCAUGACAUUUUUAUAAUUCUUGGGCUCAUGUUUAGUUUUUUUUUGUUGUAAUUUGAAAGAAAAGUUGUGGUAUUUUGUACCUGUUAAUAUUAUAUUGGAAUUUUUCAUGGCCGCCUUCAAGUCCCCAAUACUUUUGCCAAGAAACGCUUUUGAAGGCACCGGGGAAGACUGUAAGGUGGUAGCUUGAAAAGGCUAGUGUUCUGGACUGUCCCUGCCACAGCAGCUACAGUCCUGCACUACAACUCUUGGCAGCUGGAUCUGCUGAGUCACCAACCAAACGCUGCUACUCGGUAUAGGAAGUUCCCAUUUCAAGGUUAGGGACACACAUUACAUAAUGCCUCCUGGCUCUGGGAGAUGGAAUGUGAAAAUCAAGCCAGUGCUACCUAAAUAGAAUGACCUGGCAUUUUUUGCAACCUUUUUACCUCUGCAUUAAAAUUGCAACCCUGAUAACUGCAUUAAUAUCUGCACAGUUUCUAGACACUUCUUUUAUUUUAUCUUGUAUUAAAGAACAAGAGGGUUGUACCUCCUUUAAUACAUUUUCAACACUGCUUGAUGUUUGGAGUAUGUAAACUUGCAAUUCGUUAAUUGUUUUAAUAUACAUGAAAAGAGGCAUUGCAAACUGAUUUGUUAUGCAUCUAUAUGAUGAAUUAUGUUCCACUAACAGGCCAGCUGAAACAUUUGGCUUGAAGCAAAUGAAAUUUUUAGAAAUACAUUUUUGGGGGCGGGGGGUAGCUCUGCCAGGACGUUGUUCUAAAAUUGUAAUUUUCUGAUUCGUGCAGUACAGAUUAUGUAAGCUGCGGGCAGGUUUCUUUUUCUUUUCUGCUUGUGCGACGAAAAGUGUGUUCUAUUUUUAUCUUGCACACAGAUGAAUGUCAACAGAAUUGUUUUUUGCUUUUUCUGGCUUUAAAACUGGUUUUAGUGUUUUCACAAUACUACACAUGCCAAGUCAAGCAAGCUCAGUUUGACACUACAUAUCUGGUGUUUUUCCUCAUUGAUGUAGUUUGAAUUUGGAUUUUACUUCAUGUGCAAUGUCUCACCUUAUGUCAGACAUUUUUAAAUUGGAAUAUGUUUAGUGUACUAGCUUUGAUAAUAAAUGUCAAUUAUUGGAAUACCAAA
Molecule: messenger RNA, 3830 nt
Organism: Ixodes scapularis (black-legged tick)
Lineage: Eukaryota; Metazoa; Arthropoda; Arachnida; Ixodida; Ixodidae
Gene: grsm
Product: probable aminopeptidase NPEPL1
Exons: 12
Coding region: 463-2037 (524 amino acids)
Biological process (GO): proteolysis
Cellular component (GO): cytoplasm
Molecular function (GO): manganese ion binding; metalloaminopeptidase activity
Source: RefSeq, a predicted model, not a curated record